AACACUUAGGCCACUGGACCAUGUGUUGUCCCCGCCUCCUAGCGACCCAGAUACUGCCAUCAGCAGCAUCCUCUCUCCUCAAGGAGGCAUGCAUGUGAUGCCCGAGGUCCCAGGCAAUUGAGGUCCUUGAUAAGUGAUGUGUGAGUCCUGUGUGUCAUAGGACGCUGCCCACCUCCAGCUGGUGCUGACCAAAGGCCUGGCCACGAGCACUAGAUUGUUCUUUCUCCACCCAGACCUUACUUCUCAGAUCCCCUUUGCCAACUGGAACACCCUCUGACAUGACCCGGAUGCUAUUGCUCAUCUUUAUCAUGGUCCAUCCAGGAUCCUGUGCUCUCUGGGUGUUCCAGCCCCCGGAGAUUCGUACCCAGGAGGGCACCGCUGCCUUCUUGCCCUGCUCCUUCAAUGCCAGCCAAGGGAAGUUGGCCAUUGGCUCUGUCACGUGGUACCGGGACAAGGUGGCCCCAGAGAAGGAAGUGAGGAAUGGGACCCCAGAGUUCAGGGGCCGCCUGGCCCCUCUUCCCUCUUCCCGUUUCCUCUAUGACCAUCAGGCCGAGCUGCACAUCUGGGACACCCAACACUGUGACGCUGGAGUCUACGUGUGCAGGGUGGAGGUGCUGGGCCUAGGUGUUGGGAUGGGGAAUGGGACUCUGCUGGUGGUAGAGAAAGGACCUCCUCGGCUAGGGGCCAGCACAGUCCUCCUCCUUCGGGCUGGAUUCUAUGCCUUCAGCUUUAUCUGUGUGGCCAUGGGCAGCACCAUCUAUUACCAAGGCAAAUGCCACCGUCACCCGGGAACAUGCCGCCACUUCUUAGAUGCCGCUGAUGAGUGA
Molecule: messenger RNA, 827 nt
Organism: Leptonychotes weddellii (Weddell seal)
Lineage: Eukaryota; Metazoa; Chordata; Mammalia; Carnivora; Phocidae
Gene: NCR3
Product: natural cytotoxicity triggering receptor 3
Biological process (GO): immune response-activating cell surface receptor signaling pathway; positive regulation of natural killer cell mediated cytotoxicity; natural killer cell activation
Source: RefSeq, a predicted model, not a curated record